ACAAACGCGGGAGAGAGAUUGUUUAUAGUUUACUUUAUUUACGUAUUGCUUGAAAAUCCUUAUAAAUCACUAGAAUCGACUGCAGUUCUAAGAGCCAAAAAUGAGUAAAAAGUCAACGCGAUCAUCGAAGCCAAAGCCAGAUCCAGACUCAGGAACGCAGUCCACCGUAACUGCAUUGAAGAAGGUGCUCUACAUAUCCGAAAAGUUGCUACCGGAUGAUGAUCAGCGGCUGCGCCUGGAUCGCUUCUACCAUCCUGGCCAGGGAAAAGAUGCACUGUUUGUAACGCACCCAGAUGGUCAAAUUAUGGAGCUGCUCGAAUAUGCGGAGCCGCGGCGCAGCUGGCUAAUCCACAGCGAGAUUUGCUCCAACGGUAGAGUCUAUAUGACCAUGCCCUUGGAUGCCACGCUGCUGGCGCUACACCACUUGAGGAAACACUGUACGCAGAGAGCAAUGUCGCUGGAGAAUAUUGCUGUGCAUGAAGCCAACACGAGUCGCUUGCUAACGCAGUUUGUUAGCCCCGACGGUCUUGGGCGUGUGGCUGAUGUUAAGGUGUCUGGAGACUUGACAUUCUACAAGUACAACCAGGAGCGGACGCUCGCCUGGCUGGCCCUGAAGACACGACAAGUGGCCGAGACGCUGAAGAAAAAGCAGAUCCAUUGCGGCCACAGUGCGCAGUCGCAGAACUUUGUUCGCAGCGACAAGCUGGCGGAGGACACUGUUAUCAACGAGAUGAACUACACUCGGAUGGCGUGUGACAUUGUUGGCCGAUACCUGGAUGCCGACCUACACGACCAGCUGGUCGGCUAUCUGCAUAUACCCAGCGAGAUCCAGGCUAUUGUCGAGGAGAAAACUGCCGCUCAGAAGCGAAAGUCAAAUGUAGGACAGGAGGACAGCAGCAGAAAAAAAAUCAAACUGAAUAACCAUGACAGCGAUGCCUCGUCAAGGCUGAUGAUCAGCGGCCUGCUGGACGGCGAAGAUGUCAAGGACUCCAUCAUUUCACCGCCCUCUGUAGAGCCGCUCAAGGAGCGUAGUAUGACGGCCAAGGAAAAGGCUCUGGCCAAAGGAGCUAAAGGUACCAAGAGCAUUGCAUCCUUCUUCAAAGCCAAGUAGACUUUGUAUUUUAUAUUUAAAUAUACUGAAUAUGCUUCAUAAACUGCACUCCCA
Messenger RNA from Drosophila subobscura, 1165 nucleotides. Its product is annotated as ribonuclease H2 subunit B. Gene Ontology annotation, cellular component: ribonuclease H2 complex; nucleoplasm. Gene Ontology annotation, biological process: RNA catabolic process; ribonucleotide metabolic process. The transcript has 2 exons. The record is from RefSeq and is a predicted model, not a curated record. NCBI's taxonomy places the organism in Eukaryota, Metazoa, Arthropoda, Insecta, Diptera, Drosophilidae. The coding region runs from base 101 to 1111 and encodes 336 amino acids.